Messenger RNA from Capsella rubella, 2628 nucleotides. Its product is annotated as probable methyltransferase PMT4. Lineage: Eukaryota; Viridiplantae; Streptophyta; Magnoliopsida; Brassicales; Brassicaceae. Gene Ontology annotation, molecular function: methyltransferase activity. The transcript is spliced from 10 exons. Gene Ontology annotation, cellular component: cytoplasm. The record is from RefSeq and is a predicted model, not a curated record. The coding region runs from base 496 to 2316 and encodes 606 amino acids.
CAGAAAAGCUUAACAGUCCUCUCCUCUCAUAUCACUGGAGCUUCGCUUCGCUUCGGCCUUUCGAGACGCCAUUGUUGUUCAAAAUCUAAAUCAUUCUUCUUGAAAAACCCCUUUUUGAUUUUUGUUUUCGUUUACGAUCGUUCGUAUCAUUGGUUUCAAGCUUUUCCUUGUUGAUCUGAAUCAUCUAAUUCGUCUUCGUCAUUUUCGAGAUCUCAUUAUAGGAAUAUGAGAUUGAGUUUUUCGUCGGGCUCACGAGGUUUUGUUGGUUUGGUGUUCGUUUCCGUAAUUGGCAAUUACGAGUUAGUUCUGAAUUUGGCGUUCAGUGACUGAUGCCUCUUUCCUGAUUUGGAUUAUUUCUCCUCAUGAUUCAAAUGGUGAAUCUUAUGGCUUGAUUAGGCAAAUGUUAGUUGGAAUGAGGAAUCUUAUAGAGACAGGAAGAGUGGUUGUAUAGUGUAGAUUUGAUUACAAUAAAGCUCUUGUUUUGAUCCUGGGACCAUGAAGCUUGCCUCAGUUUUUGGUCUUAGACCACGGAUCAGCGGCUUACUUUUCUUAAUCCUCGGUGUUAUUGCUCUCAUUACCAUUUUAGUACCAAAUUCUGAUGAUUCUCCUUCUCCAACUUCAACUACGCGAGUGACGCAUAACAUUUUUAGUAACUAUGGGAGGAUUAGAGAGCAAGCAGCUAUUGAUUAUCUAGAUCUAAGGUUUUUCUCCUUAGGGGUUAAUCGGUUAAAAGAGUUUCCUUUAUGUGGCAAAGAAAGAGAGAACUAUGUUCCUUGUUAUAACGUAUCAGAGACUAUACUUGCUGAUCGGAAUUGUGGGUCUGCAAGAGAAGAGGAAAGAUGUGUAGUUCGUCCUCCGAGAGAUUAUAAGAUACCACUUAGAUGGCCUGUUGGUAGAGAUAUUGUAUGGAGUGGGAAUGUGAAGAUUACUAAAGAUCAGUUUCUUUCAUCAGGAACUAUGACCAAAAGGCUAAUGCUGCUUGAAGAGAAUCAAAUUACGUUUCACUCGGAAGAUGGCUUGAUCUUUGACGGGGUUAAAGAUUACGCUUUUCAAAUUGCUGAGAUGAUUGGAUUAGGAAGCGAUACCGAGUUUCCCCAAGCUGGUAUACGGACUGUUUUGGAUAUUGGUUGCGGAUUUGGUAGCUUUGGUGCACAUCUAGUGUCUUUGAACGUGAUGCCUAUAUGUAUAGCAGAGUAUGAGGCAAGUGGAAGCCAAGUCCAGCUAGCUCUAGAGAGAGGCCUUCCUGCAGUGAUUGGAAAUUUCUUUUCAAAACAGCUUCCAUAUCCAGCUUUAUCAUUUGACAUGGUCCAUUGUGCUCAAUGUGGGAUUACUUGGGAUAUAAAAGAUUCAAUGCUACUCUUGGAAGUGGAUCGUAUCCUCAAGCCUGGGGGUUAUUUUGUUUUAACUUCUCCUACAAGCAAAGCACAUGGAAAUUCUCCUGAUGCUAAGAAAACAAGUAUCUCAACACGUGUGGAUGAGUUAUCUAAGAAAAUCUGCUGGAGUCUCUCAGGUCAGCAAGAUGAGACGUUUCUUUGGCAGAAAACAGCAGAUCCAAAUUGCUAUUCAUCUCGCUCGCAAGCUUCUAUACCUCUUUGCAAAGAUGAUAAUGGUGUUCCGUAUUACCAACCUCUUGUUCCAUGUAUAAGUGGAACCAAGAGUAAACGCUGGAUUCCUAUUCAGAAUAGGUCUAAAGCUUCCGGAACUAGUUUGUUUGAGCUUGAAAUUCAUGGUAUUAAACCUGAAGAAUUCGAUGAGGACAUACAAGUAUGGAGAUCAGCCCUUAAAAACUAUUGGUCCUUGCUUACACCUUUGAUUUUCUCAGACCAUCCCAAAAGACCUGGUGAUGAAGAUCCUGUCCCUCCUUUUUAUAUGAUACGCAAUGCCAUGGACAUGAAUGCUCGUUAUGGGAAUCUGAAUCAUGCCUUCCUUAACCAAGGGAAAUCAGUUUGGGUGAUGAAUGUCGUCCCAGUCAAAGCACGUAAUACUCUUCCUAUUAUACUUGAUCGAGGUUUUGCUGGCGUUCUACAUGACUGGUGUGAACCAUUCCCUACAUAUCCGCGAACUUAUGACAUGCUUCAUGCCAAUGAACUUCUUACACAUCUUAGCUCAGAACGAUGCAGCCUAAUGGACUUAUUCUUGGAAAUGGACAGGAUUCUCCGCCCUGAGGGAUGGGUCGUGCUAAGCGAUAAGCUUGGAGUGAUAGAGAUGGCGCGUACACUAGCUGCUCGUGUACGUUGGGAAGCACGGGUCAUUGAUAUUCAAGACGGUAGUGACCAACGGCUCCUAGUUUGUCAAAAACCAUUCCUGAAAAAGUAACUAAAGAAAAGAAGCAAAAUCAGCAAACUGUCAAAAAAUUUGCUUCUCUACACCAUCGACACUACAAGUACAGUAUAUUUUUCAUAGUGACUGAGUUCUCUUCUCUCAUUAGAAUGAAUCAGAGUUACACAUUGCUGAACUGAUACAAAUGUUGCUUGCAAAUUCUGGAGAGAAAUCAAGAAGAUGGAAAUGGAGACUGGGAUUUUCUUACCAGUGGAAGAUUUUAUCAGAUUACAAACAUUCUUUACAUAUUUUUUUUCUUUUAUUUUUCUGUUUUGCAAACAGAAUUGCAGUUUUAUAUUUUUUCUUCCA